Messenger RNA from Papaver somniferum (opium poppy), 1058 nucleotides. RefSeq lists its product as uncharacterized. The coding region runs from base 175 to 828 and encodes 217 amino acids. The transcript has 4 exons. NCBI's taxonomy places the organism in Eukaryota, Viridiplantae, Streptophyta, Magnoliopsida, Ranunculales, Papaveraceae. The record is from RefSeq and is a predicted model, not a curated record.
AAACAUAACGGAAGCUGCUGCUGUAAACAAAGAAUAUAUAUAAUGAGUAUCCCACACCUCCUUUGAUUCGAUUCUAUUUUUUCCUGAUUGUUAUCACCAACUCUCUCAACUACCUAAAAAUCCCUCUGACAAUCAACCAAAUUCAAUCAAUUCUUAAACCACAAUUCGGGAAUUAUGAUUCGAUUUUUAUCGAAUUCAAAGGUGCUCCAAUUCUAUUUCAUCUGUUCAAUCUCUCUAAUCUUCCUUCCAGGUAUAUUUUCAUCUGGAGCAGUUGUGACACUACAAUCAAUACAAAUCUUCAAGACUCAUGAAUGGUUAAACAACAAACCAACUGUCUAUUUUCGAUGUCAAGACGAGAACAAGACAGUUUUACCAGACGUAAACACGGCACACUCGUUAUAUACUUUCAACGGCGAAGAGUCCUGGCAGCCGUUGACAGUGUUGGAAAAGAAAUGUAAGAGAUGCGGGUUGUAUGAAGAGGACACAAUAGAAACAGAUGAUAUAUUUGACGCUUGGGAAUUCUGCCCUUCUGAUUUUACAUCUCCUGAAGGGAAUUAUACGCGUUUUAAGGACAAGGAGUUCAAUGCAACAUUCUAUUGCCCGGACUGUGUUGGUCUCGGAACAAGAGUUUUUAAAGGGAAUGGAAUGAAUGUGAUACUAGUGGUAGUCAUUACAGUACUAGUCACAGGGGUAUCAAUAUUUGGAGCUGUGACUGGGUACAGAUACUGGCAGAAAAAGAAAAGAGAACAGGAUCAAGCUCGGUUUCUGAAGUUGUUUGAAGAUGACGAUGAACUUGAAGAAGAAUUAGGUCUUGGACCUAUAGUAUGAUAAACUACAGCUUAUGUCCUGUAACGGUAACCUAUUUUUUGUUUCCUGUAUAAUAGUCUGAGUUAGCAGAGUACAAUUUCGUUUCCAACUUAGGGUUUCACAUUUUCAUUCGUAUACGUACAUGAAUCUCAAAAUGAUAUACUUAUUUUUUCUUUUGUAUCCAAACUCUUCGGUAUGUACAAAUAGAAAAGUUAGAAGUUGACAAGUCAGUGAAAUGUUGUUUUGCCUUU